Molecule: messenger RNA, 1171 nt
Organism: Daphnia pulex (common water flea)
Lineage: Eukaryota; Metazoa; Arthropoda; Branchiopoda; Diplostraca; Daphniidae
Exons: 2
Coding region: 166-1152 (328 amino acids)
Biological process (GO): ubiquitin-dependent protein catabolic process; protein ubiquitination
Molecular function (GO): ubiquitin protein ligase activity
Source: RefSeq, a predicted model, not a curated record
UUGGAUGUUACUUCACUCGCCGCUAGAGGCGCUGAAACGUUGUAAACAAACCGCAUGAAAACGGUAAUCCAGCGUUUGAAAAUGGAAAAUGCCCAAGCUUGAUCAUCACAACCACGAUUUCAUUUUGAGACAAUUGGAAGAAUUCCAUUUUGAGAUUGCUGCAGAAUGUCAAAUUUUUUAACUAGUAUCACACACGAGAUUGCAAGCUACAUAGAAUGCACGGGAACAGUAACGCGAAAUAUUUUCCAAUUCAUUGCGUGGGUUGGAAAAUUGUUGCUGCAAUCCAUAACUUUCAUCAUCGACAACCUUCUCUAUUGUAUGCUCAAUUUUGCUGAUGGCCUUACAGCAGCGAAAAAUGACUUUGUCUUAUUUCUUUGGGAUGUAAAUGAUGUGUAUGAAGCCUUGCUCAAGUUUGUAAGCGAUACUGGAGAUUUCGUUAUCCAUGUAUUUUUAAGUUGCUUGAAUUCCUUUCAGAGAUGUAUGACUCAGAUCCACCUCUUGAUUUAUGCUGUGUUUGAUAGUGUGUUUAACUUCCUGAUCAAUGCCCUCCUCAAUGCUAAAGCCUUAUUGAUACUUAUUGGCGAUGGCACACUGUUCUUAGUACAGCUAGGACCUGUUCUUUUGUUCUCUGUCUUUUGUGGAAUUUCUUCAGCCAUCACUUGGACUUUUCAACUAGUGUGGCACUAUACGUGUCAGAUAGCAAAUGGCAUUCUUACCUGUUUUAAAAGUGUACACUAUGAGCUGAUUGAUAUUCCACCCUCAUCUAUGUUUGGAGUGUUGCUUGCCUUGCUCAUUUCUUUGGUUUUCUUUUACUUUUUGAAGUCCAUUGUGUUUUAUUGGCGAAAGAUGACAACUUUAAUAUCGGAAAAAUCUUGGUUGCAUAUGCCGAAGUUUAGAAGACCAAAUAUGUUGCAACGAAGUGGAAAAGUAGAACAGGACAACUCCUCCAAUAUUCACCUACUCCGCCAAUUGGAACAGGAACGAGAAGACAAAUUGUGUAUUGUUUGUCAUGAUCAUUUGAAGUGUGUCAUUCUACUCCCGUGUCGUCACUUUUGCUUAUGCCAGACCUGCGUGUCAAUCAUACGAGAAACAGAUUCGAGCUGCCCACUGUGCCGUCGUUAUGUAGUCGAUAGUAUGAAAGUAUACACCUGAUUUAUCUUGUAAAAGAAGA